UUGGAUUCCUCAUCGCCGCCUGCAUGCUGGAUCUCCAGCGAGCCCUUGCUCUCCUCAUCAUGAUGUGCAUCGUGGUUUUCUUCAUGGUUUACGGGCUGGUGAAGAAGUUGUUCGGGGAACAGAUCCUCCACUUCUUCUCCCCUGCGUGUUCCUUCCUGCAGAGAAACAGCAAAUGGUUCAAAUGGCUGGUUGCCCUGUUGGCGGUGGUGGGACUAGUUGCCUGGCUUGGCGCGGACACGGCAAGAAGACCCAAACAGCUGAUUUCCUUCGGAGGAUUGUGUACGCUCGUCACCUUGCUCUUUAUCUUCUCCGCAAGGCCGCAGGCGGUGUCAUGGAGAGCACUGUUUGUGGGGCUGGGAUUACAAUUUAUUCUCGGCAUCUUCAUCAUCAGGACGGAGCCCGGCUUUCAGGCUUUCAACUGGCUUGGGAUCCAAAUCCAGACUUUCCUGAAUUAUACGACUGCAGGAUCCAGUUUCAUCUUCGGAGAUCAGCUGAUCGAUGGCAUUUUCGCAUUUCAGGCGCUGCCGAUUGUUGUCUUCUUCAGCUCCGUGAUGUCCAUUCUCUACUACAUUGGCGCCAUGCAGUGGAUAAUUCUCAAGAUUGCGUGGCUGAUGCAGGUCACUAUGGGCACGUCGGCAACGGAGACUCUGAGCGUCGCUGGCAAUAUCUUUGUGGGACAGACGGAAGCGCCUCUUCUCAUCCGACCCUAUCUGAUGGAGAUGACCAAAUCAGAGAUCCACGCUGUGAUGACUGGGGGCUUUGCUACCAUCGCUGGCAGUGUGCUUGGAGCCUACAUCUCCUUCGGGAUUAAUGCGUCCAAUUUGAUAGCGGCAUCCGUGAUGGCAGCGCCGUGCGCUCUCGCUCUUUCCAAGCUCAGCUACCCUGAAGUCGAAGAAUCCAAGUUCAAGACUGAGGAAGGAGUGAAACUAGACAGUAGCGGAGAACAGAAUGUUCUAGAAGCUGCAAGUAAUGGUGCCUCUGCCUCGGUUGGUUUGGUUGCUAACAUCACCGUGAACCUGCUUGCAUUUUUAGCUAUUCUGAAGUUUUUGAACGCGGCUCUCUCUUGGUUUGGAGGUAUGGUGGACUACCCUCAGCUCAGCUUCGAGAAUAUUUGCUCUUAUAUCUUCAUGCCUCUGGCCUUCAUUAUGGGAGCUGAUUGGGAAGACUCGUUCCUCGUUGCCGAGCUGAUUGGAGUUAAACUCUUCCUCAACGAGUUUGUGGCUUACCAGAACCUUUCCCAGUACAGGAGCAAACGUCUAGCAGGAGUAUCUGAAUUUAUCAACGGCAAGAAGCAAUGGAUCUCACCUAGAGCCGAAACGAUAUCUACCUACGCUCUCUGUGGCUUUGCGAACUUCUCCUCGAUCGGUAUCAUGCUCGGGGGACUCUCUGCCAUAGCUCCAAACCGUAAGAGUGACUUUGCAGAAAUAAUCAUCAGAGCCCUCGUCACUGGAUUCUUCACUUCGCUGGUGAACGCAUGUGUCGCAGGGAUCCUGUACGUGCCGAGGGAGGUUUUAGACUGCAUCAGCUACCUCAAUAGCAGUGACUUCAGUGGGACCAGCACCGACUUGCAAAGCUGCUGUUCCAGUCUCUACGGGAGCACCAAUAUGACUGGAAAUGGAAACUUUACCUUCGAAGGACAAUGGACAAAUGUCAGUCAGAGUUUCUUGCAAAGCUGCUGCAGUGUCUACAACACCAGUGCACCCUGCCAGUGAUUCUUCUAGUUUUCCUCCCGAUAUUUGUAUAUAUUUUUUUAAUUCACUGUGUCCUGUCAUCGUGUUAGCCUUGGAUGCAGAGAUGGUCCACAAACCAUUCUCUGCAGAACAAAGAUUUUGAUGCAGGUUUAUACAUGCGAUUGUAAGAAUAUGCGUCACAGGUCUGCUCAUCGUAACACAAACGUAAUUUCAGCCCCUAGCAAUUCUCUCUCUUUCUGAUCUAGACCCGCAAACUUACAAUUCUGUAAAAAUGUUUCCAUUCCCGUUGAUUGUUCUGUUAUUUUAGAUGAAUACAAUUUUUGGUAGUAUUGUAGAAAUCUAUCAUUAAUAUCUUUAGGCAGUGUUAAUGUUUCUCCCUUAUCUGUUCUAAUUUUGUGUAUUGUUUUUUCCCCGUCCAAUUUGCGAAGUUGACGCGCUAAUAGUUUUUGUGGUUUGUCACCAAAUUCAAAAUGUGAUUGUUUUGUAUGUUGAUAAAGUUUUAUAACUUGGUCUGAAUAAAUCUUGUUUAAUUUAUAUUUCAAUACUGCAAUUUUAUUGUGUUUUAUCGUGGAUGGUGCUGCUGCAUUUUCUGUGUCUAAUUGCUUUAUUUCCAUUUCCAGUUUCUGUUGUUUGGCCCUAUUCUCUUUAUUAAAACAUGAUUGGGA
Messenger RNA from Amblyraja radiata (thorny skate), 2356 nucleotides. RefSeq names its product solute carrier family 28 member 1 (gene slc28a1). The record is from RefSeq and is a predicted model, not a curated record. The transcript is spliced from 14 exons. Gene Ontology annotation, molecular function: nucleoside:sodium symporter activity. NCBI's taxonomy places the organism in Eukaryota, Metazoa, Chordata, Chondrichthyes, Rajiformes, Rajidae. Gene Ontology annotation, biological process: nucleoside transmembrane transport. Bases 24 to 1712 code for a protein of 562 amino acids. Gene Ontology annotation, cellular component: plasma membrane.